AAAAUAAUAAAUUAAAAUAAAUUAUUUAAGUAUAUAUAAUAUAUUUAUUUUACUUUUUUAUAUGCAUUUAUUUUGGCACUAACAAUUAUUAAACUAAUGUUUUAUUAGUAAAAAUAAGUGAAUAGUAUUAUAUUGUGAAUAGAUGUGCGUAAAAAGUGUUUGACGUUGUGAACAGUAGCACACCAAAUAUAGUGUGGUAUUGUAAAUUUACACUAAAAUGGUGUGAUUUUUGCAGUUAGGUUAGAGAGAUUUUAGUGUAAAAACUACACUAAAAUAAUGUUAUGCAGUUAGGUUAGAGAUGACCUAAAGAAGUAGCAAAUGUCUUAUACGAUGAGGAUGAUAAUGCUAAAGAUGACCUAUUUGAAAUAGGAGAGACAUGAAUGAUAGAUUUUAUACCAUUGACUGUGUCCAUUACAGUGUAUCUCUCAUGCAGAGCCGGCCCUCGGACCAAAUAAAAAAAAUCCAUGCUUCUAACUUUUAUUUAACGAAGUUAAUUAAGCCAACAUUCUAAGUUUUCUUUGUAUAGUGGUUGAGUCUACCAAAAAUAAACCCCAUCGCACUCCACUCUUUUAGCAACAAUUUUUUUUCCUCCUAAAAGUGGCACAUUAUCAUUUUUGCUUCUAGUUAUAAAUUUACAGGACCGGCUCUGCUUUCAUAGUGGUGUGACUGAGCAGAAGCUCGAGGCUGAAAAUUCCGAAGGCAAUAUUGGUGAUAACGAAACUCUAUAUACGAGGCUUCAAGCAGUAGAAGCUGACAAGGAAUCGAUGAAACACACGCUUCUUUCUAUGAGGACCGAGAAAGCCCAAAUGAUACUGUUGGAAAGAAACUGCUCAGCAUUUGUCAAAGGAGGUAAGUUGUCCCUCAUCGAGGUUGCCUCUACGUAAAGCAUCCACUACUGGGCCAUAGACUUUCACGUCAUGCCAGUCUUUAAGGUGAAUCUUUAUCCCAAUUCUUGGGUUGUCAUAUUUUCUUUAUUAACAAAAAACAUAGUGAUAAGAAACAUCUUCUUCUAAAACUUUUUCUUUUAAUUAUUAUUCCUAUGCAGUGGAUCACAUCUUUUGUUACCUGAAGAAGAAAUUAAAGGCUCGUCGAAGCAAGUGCAUGUAUGGGAUGUCAGCAAACAACAUGGGCCUGCAAAUGAUUCUAGAAAAAGGUCCCUCGAUCACGGCAAUGGAGAUGUCUCAGGAGCAAGCAAGUGUGAAACAUAACAUAUCCAAUCCAUUCAUCAAACAAAAUCAUUCUCCUGGCUCUAGAAUUCCAAGGACAUAUAUAUCAAAUACUAAUGGAUUAGAUUUCGAGAUGUGUUACUGAGAGGUUCAGCUCAAUCACACGUUUCGUCUAGCGAGCGAGUUUCCGAACAAUCAUAGUUGCAGUGUCGUGCCACAGUGUUGAAAAAAGAAACCUUCCCUUAUGGCAGCAAAAAAUAAAUAAAGAUCCAAGGGCAUCAUCUGUUAACUAUUACCAUUCAUAAUAUAACCAUUAGAAUUGGAGUAUAUACAACGAAAGCAAGAUAAUAAUUUUGAUUAAAAACAUGAGCCUAUAAUUAACGAAUACAUGAGUUUCCUAAGUAAGAAACAAUGUAAACAACGGUUAAAUAACUAAAAUAAUUAGAUAUUAGUGAUUAUAGGUCUGAAUCCAUUUUUGAAAUAUUAAAGAUAAAGUUAGUCAAAUUUUAUCUUUGUUUGAUUAUAGCAUAAAACAUUGAGUAAUUUAAUUAUUUUAUCUUAAAGUUAACUAGAAUAUUUAAUGAUGAAUACUUGAUUAAUAUUUUUAAUAAAUAUAAAAAAAAUUUGUUGUAUAAUUACAAUUUUUUUAUUAGUUUAAUUAUUUAUAUGUUCUUCUCUAUUAAAAUAAUUAUUUUUAUUGUUGAGAUUUUUAUGAUUGGUUUAGGGCAACUAUAAAUGCUCGCACGACUCUGUAGUAGGUUAGUGUAUUUGCAAAAAAUGUUACAUACUGUAGCAAUAGCCUAAAUAAAUAAAACUAGGAAAGAGCAUAUAGAAAAGAUGUAACUAAUUCAAACUAUAACAUCCAUGAUUGCAUUGAAAACUAAUGCACGUGUAUGUGUUUGAUAGUGAAUAUUCUUGUUUGUGGAAUUCAAAGUUCGACAAAGUCUGUCCUCAAGUAAACGCAGCCGCCACCUCUUACCCUCCACCUCCAACACAUCAUUAUGGAUAUUUAUAUACACACAAUGCUAAUACAAAACCAUACGUUAAUUUUUCAAAUGGAUCAUGAAGAUGAGGAGAUAGAGAUCCCUAAUUACUUCAUCUGCCCAAUUUCACUAGACAUUAUGAAAGAUCCAGUCAUCGCCGUUUCUGGCAUCACUUACGACCGUGAAAGCAUAGAUAAAUGGCUUGAGAAGGUCUCUUCUUGUCCCGUGACGAAGCAGCCUCUUCCUUCUGACUCCGACCUUACGCCUAACCAUACGCUUCGCCGUCUUAUCCAACAUUGGUGUGUCGAGAAUGCGACGCUUGGUGUUGUUAGAAUCCCUACGCCUAGAGUUCCUCCGGGGAAGCCUAACGUUGUCGAGGAGAUCAAGAAUCUCAAAAAGUUUGGAGACGAAGCUUUGGGAAGAGAAGAUACCUUGAAGAAGCUUGAACUUUUGGCUAUAGAUGGAGAGACAAAUAGGAGACUGAUGCAUGAAGGAGGCGUACAUAGGUCACUGAUCUUGUUCAUAGUUAAGUGUACUCGUGAAGAAGAGGAGGAAGGACAACGUCGCAUCAAAGAGCAGCUAGAUGAGUCUCUACGUCUUCUUCACUUGAUCGGUGUUCCAUUAAACGACGCAAGAACAAUCUUGAUGGAAAACGACAGGAUCUUGGACUCAUUGAGUUUGGUCCUAAACCAACAAAACUUCCUCAACAAAGCUUACAUAAUCGUGCUCUUGAGGAAUCUAACUGAAAACACUUCCUCUCAUAUCGUGGAGAGAUUGAAUGAAGAGAUUUUAAAAGGGAUCAUAGGUUUCCUCAAGGAAGUAGUAAGUAGUUUCAACCGAGCUAGCCCUAACGUGAGUGACACGGCACAGUCAUCAAACCCUAGAGUGAGAAACAAGGUACAUUCAAAACUUGAUUAUACCUUAGUUAUUAAACAAGCUGUGACCGCCGCGCUGAUGAUUCUUCUAGAGACCUCUUCGUGGAGCCGCAACAAACAUAUCCUUAUUGAACUCGGUGCGGUUUCCCAACUCAUCGAACUCGAGAUAAGCUCAGCAGGCGAGAAGAGAGCCACGGAGCUUGUGUUGGGAGUCUUGUCUCGUCUAUGUUGUUGUACAAACGGUAGAGCCGAGAUUCUUGCUCAUGGAGGUGGACUCGCUAUAGUGACAAAACGGUUGUUGGGAGUUUCGAUUGCAGCUGACGAUAGAGCUCUCUCUAUCCUAAGCACGGUGUCUAAAUUCUCUCCGGAGAAGGCGGUGGUGGAAGAGAUGGUUUGCGUCGGGACGGUGGAGAAGCUUUGUACCGUUCUGAGAGUGGACUGUGGUUUGAGUUUGAAAGAGAAAGCGAAGGAGAUACUUAGUGAUCAUUUUGAUGAGUUGAAGAAGUUUCCAUGCAUUGACGUAAGAUUACUUACUAAGCUUUUAAGCUCUUCACAAGAAGAUCUACUCGCCGAGUUUUACUCAAAACUUAAUGUUUAGCUCUUUUUUUUUCCUUUGUGUACUCCUUAAGUAAUCAAUCUGCUGAACAAAUGAAAGUAUUGAUUCAAUGGCAACUUUUGCUAUCACCAAAAUGAUGAUGUAUAGUUGGGCAUGCGGGUUCAGUUAAUCUUAAUCUUGCCGAAUUAAUCCAAAAUAAAAGUUCAGUUCGCUAUUUUAUUAAUUCAGUUUUUGAAAUUUCUAGUAGACUUAACCGAAGGUUUUGAUUUCGUUACAAAUCGAGAUAAGUGCAGUUAAUUACUAUAGCUCAGUUGAAAAUUUAAUUAGUUUGAAUUAGAUUUUUGAUUAGAGUCGGUAUGGGUAGGUUACAAUUUUUUUUGAAAAAAUAGAAAACUGUAACCAAUUACUGAACUAAACCGAACCGAUAACCAUCCCAGCUGGAUGUGCUACAGUUUGAUUCAUCUCCGUCUUGAUCCAAUAAAGCAAAUGUAGUUUCUCAAGU
This is a messenger RNA of Brassica napus (rape), 4082 nucleotides long. RefSeq names its product E3 ubiquitin-protein ligase PUB24-like. The transcript has 4 exons. Gene Ontology annotation, biological process: protein ubiquitination. The record is from RefSeq and is a predicted model, not a curated record. Lineage: Eukaryota; Viridiplantae; Streptophyta; Magnoliopsida; Brassicales; Brassicaceae. The coding region runs from base 2168 to 3622 and encodes 484 amino acids. Gene Ontology annotation, molecular function: ubiquitin protein ligase activity.